AACCCUUAAAAGGAAGCUAGGUUCCUACGACGUCAAAAAUUCAAAGAUGAUGUGGUGGAAAAUAUCACAGGCUUUACUAGACUAUGAUAUUUAGGUAACGCCAAACAAUUGCAUGGAUAGAUGGAGAGUACUGGAGCGGAACUAUAAAAAAUAUGUAGAUAACCAAAGGCAAACAGGUAGGGAGAGAACAUUUUUUGAGUAUAAGCAUGAAAUGGAGGAGGUAUUUCUCAAGAAAAAAAAUAUCCGUCCUGAAUUGCUGCCAGCAAGUGAUCAAAUAGAUACUCAAAUAGAUAUGAACAGUGAUAAUGCUAUAACUACAGCUACACCAGAUGUGUCUUCAACAUCUAAAAGCGUAAGCCCAAAAUCAUUGCAAGCAGUGACACCACAGAAGAAAAGUCAGAUAAUUUUAAAAAGACAAGGUAUUAUGGAAAAAAUAAGAAGUGACCACAAAACGUAUUAUGAGGAAAAACUGCAAAUAGAAAACUUAAAAUUAGAAGAAAUGAAAGAAAGGAACCAACUGAUUGAGGAACGAAACAAUAUCCUCAAAUAA
Molecule: messenger RNA, 550 nt
Organism: Acanthoscelides obtectus
Lineage: Eukaryota; Metazoa; Arthropoda; Insecta; Coleoptera; Chrysomelidae
Source: the annotation of a GenBank genome assembly